Messenger RNA from Pochonia chlamydosporia 170, 441 nucleotides. RefSeq lists its product as hypothetical. Lineage: Eukaryota; Fungi; Ascomycota; Sordariomycetes; Hypocreales; Clavicipitaceae. The coding region runs from base 1 to 441 and encodes 146 amino acids. The transcript is spliced from 2 exons. The record is from RefSeq and is a predicted model, not a curated record.
AUGGCAGACAUUGAUGAAUGGCAAGGGUGGGCAGGAUCAAGGCCAGGCAGGAGCAGACUGAUGGGCCUUGAAUGGAGUCAAGGAUGGGUCAAGCUGGACCAAGCAUUGGCUGAGAGGCGCUUUAGGCUGACACGCACAGCAGGGGUGUGUCUCUGGCCGAGAGUCGAUGCAAUCGAUUUGAGGCUCAUAGCUCUCAGAGCACACGCCGAACAAGAGACAUGUAUGGAGUACUGGCGCUCUUUCGUCUGCCCAACCCAACCUGUCUUUGCCGGAAGAGAUGGUCGAGAGGAGUCAAUCAAUCAAUCAAUCAGUCAGUCAGUCAGUCAAUCAAUGUCUUCCACAUUUGAGUUCACGCCAGUCCCACGUCCCAGACACGUACAUUCAAUCAUAGCCUUGGCUAUCGACAUGGGCCCUGUUCUGUCGAGCGGGGUUUCGGAAUGA